Molecule: messenger RNA, 5261 nt
Organism: Drosophila busckii
Lineage: Eukaryota; Metazoa; Arthropoda; Insecta; Diptera; Drosophilidae
Gene: IntS6
Product: integrator complex subunit 6
Exons: 3
Coding region: 737-5050 (1437 amino acids)
Biological process (GO): snRNA 3'-end processing
Cellular component (GO): integrator complex
Source: RefSeq, a predicted model, not a curated record
AACUGAAAGGUUGGUUGGCCAGUGGCGGGCGGCAGAAACAGUAAACAGAAACAGAAUCAAAGCAGAAGACAGAUGCAAUAGAAAAGGAAGAGGCGACAAUUCGAGAGACUGAGUGUUUUCUGUUGCUUUUUUGCUUAAAGCCCAAAUGUCAGGUGUUUUACGCAACAUGUACUACUAUAAACGAAGCACAGUAAAGAGAAGAAAAAGAGCAAAUUGCUUGAGAACAGGACAACAACAAGAGGAAGAACGCUGCUAGCUAAGAAAGCAACAAGACGAAAGCUUAGCAAAAAGCAUAAAACAAGCAACAGCUGCCACACAUAAAAAAAAAAGCAGCAGCAACAACAAAAAUAAACAAAUAACUGAAUAUAAUCAAAAAAAAAAAAAAAGCAAAACAAAACAAAAACUCUAAAAAGCAAGUAACGGUCGAAAAAGUGGUAAGAGCAGAGCAAAGAGAUCGAAACGAUAUCGGGAGUAACGCAGCAAUAACAACAACAACACCCACUACAGAACAACAAGUGCUCUCUCUCUCUCUCUACUCUCUGUCGCUCUCGCUCUCUCUCUCUCUCCAUCUCUAUCUAUAUGCUUCAUCUCUGUCUCUCGCAUUACGCACACGCAGCAAUCUACAAGACUUUGCGAAAACAGAACAGCAAAGCAGCAACGAGCUUUAAACAAGAAGAAACAAGAAACGCGCGAGGACAAAAUAAGCGGAGGUGAAGCCUUGAGACUGCUUCUCGCCAUGACCAUCAUACUAUUCCUGGUAGACACAUCCUCGUCCAUGUGCCAGAAGGCGUAUGUGAAUGGUGUACAAAAGACCUACCUGGAUAUAGCGAAAGGAGCAGUGGAGACAUUUUUGAAGUACAGACAACGCACACAGGAUUGCUUGGGUGAUCGCUACAUGCUCCUGACCUUCGAGGAGCCGCCAUCGAAUGUGAAAGCGGGCUGGAAGGAGAAUCAUGCGACCUUUAUGAACGAGCUUAAGAAUCUGCAAAGCCAUGGCCUGACCUCAAUGGGUGAAUCACUACGCAAUGCAUUCGAUUUGCUUAAUCUCAAUCGCAUGCAAUCGGGCAUCGAUACCUAUGGCCAGGGGCGUUGUCCGUUCUAUCUGGAGCCGUCGGUGAUAAUAGUGAUAACCGAUGGCGGACGCUAUUCGUAUCGGAAUGGUGUUCAUCAAGAGAUUAUACUGCCGCUAAGCAAUCAAAUACCUGGCACAAAGUUUACCAAGGAACCAUUUCGCUGGGAUCAGCGGCUAUUCUCGCUGGUGCUGCGCAUGCCGGGCAAUAAGGUGGAUGAGCGAGUGGAGGGCAAAGUGCCGCACGAUGAUUCGCCCAUUGAACGCAUGUGUGAGGUCACCGGCGGACGUUCCUAUCGCGUGCGCAGUCAUUAUGUGCUGAAUCAGUGCAUCGAGAGUUUGGUGCAGAAGGUGCAACCGGGCGUGGUCUUGCAAUUUGAGCCCAUGCUGCCGAAGGAGACGACGGCAACAGCAGCAAGCAACACAACAGGCGGUGGAGCAGCAGCCGCCGCAGCAGCAGCAACAGCAGCAGCAACAACAACGCCGUCAACUGCUGCGUCGUCGUCGACAAGCAGCAGCAGCAGCAACAGCAACGAACCCACGCCUGACAUAGUCUUCCAGCCUUUGAAGAAAAUGAUCUAUGUGCAAAAGCAUAUUACACAAAAGACAUUUCCGAUUGGCUAUUGGCCGCUGCCGGAGCCCUAUUGGCCCGAUUCCAAGGCUAUAACAUUGCCACCCCGCGACGCCCAUCCAAAGUUGAAGAUUCUGACGCCGGCGGUGGAGGAACCUCAACUCGUACGAAGUUUUCCCGUAGAUAAAUAUGAAAUCGAAGGCUGUCCCCUAACGCUGCAAAUACUGAACAAGCGUGAGAUGAACAAAUGCUGGCAGGUGAUCGUCACCAAUGGCAUGCACGGCUUCGAGCUGCCCUUUGGCUAUCUGAAGGCGGCGCCGAACUUCAGUCAAGUGCAUCUCUAUGUGCUGGCCUACAAUUAUCCAGCGCUGCUGCCGCUGCUCCACGAUCUGAUACACAAGUACAACAUGAGUCCGCCCAACGAUCUCAUGUACAAGUUCAAUGCCUACGUGCGCUCCAUUCCGCCGUACUAUUGCCCCUUUCUGCGCAAGGCAUUGGCCAACAUCAAUGUGCCGUAUCAGCUGCUGCAGUUUCUGUUGCCCGAAAAUGUGGACAAUUAUCUGUCACCUUCCAUAGCGAAUCAUUUGAAGCACAUCAAGAAUACUGCAAAGCAGGAUCAGGAGAACCUUUGCCUGAAGGUUUACAAACAAUUGAAGCAACCCAAACCGCCUUAUAGACAAGUAGAAACCGCCAAGCUCUGCACGGGCGCCGCACUGCGGCGCGAUUUGGUGCGGCAUCCGCUGCUGCGCGACACGUUCGCCAAGUUGCAUGCCGAGAUCGAGCCAGUGGAGAACUAUACCAUUGUGGUGCCUCAGAUAACGAAUCAAAGCGCUGCCAAGGGUUAUCGCAAUCCCUUUGAUAUACCACGACGUGAUCUUAUUGAUGAAAUUGCGCGCAUGCGUGAAACAUUUCUGCGUCCCGCUGCCAGUUUGCUGGGCAAGGAUUCGGGACAUUGUCUGCCCAUUGCUGAGAUGGGCAACUACCAGGAGUAUUUGAAGAACAAGGAUAAUCCGCUGCGUGAAAUCGAACCCACCAAUGUGCGCCAGCAUAUGUUCGGCAAUCCCUACAAGAAGGAUAAGCAUAUGGUAAUGGUGGAUGAGGCCGAUCUAAGCGAUGUGGCGCCAAUUAAAGCUGCCAGCGGCUCAGCAGCGUCGCCCUUGGGCGCAGGCUUGCUGCUGGGCAAUGGUGUUGGUGCCUUGGGCAUGAAAUCGAAGCAGCUGGAUCCCAAUGGACGUGGACGCAAACGCAAGGCGGGCCCAUUGCCGCGCAGCUUUGAGUUUAGACGUUUGUCGGUUGAUUCAACUAGCGGCGCCAGCAGCAGCAGCAACAUUGGCGGCGGCGGCAACAACAACAGCAGCAGCAGCAGCAGCGGUGCCAGCAGCAGCAACAGCAGUAGCACUAGCAGCAGCUUGAGCAAUAUACACAGCAGCAGCAGCAACAACAACAUUGACGACAGCGACAGCGAUAUUGACAGUUUGAACAGCAGCAUGGAGGAUCUGGUGCAGGAUGAUGAUGAUGAUGAGGAUGAGCAAAUGAGCACUGAGGAAAGCAAUGAGCAUAAUUAUGAUUCGGAUGCGCCUAGUCAAAGCAGCAGCGUUAGCAGCGUCAGCAACAACAACAACAACAACACCACCACCACAACAACCAGCAGCAGCAACAGCGAUAGCAACAGCAAUAUAAGCAGCGACUCCGGCGUAGCUGAGCCACGUUUAAGCUAUGAUUUUAGCGAGGAGGAAGCAACAGACCAGGAAAUGCCUUUAAAUGGUUUUGUGCAUAAUUUUAUUAAUGGCAUUAAUGAUGAAAACAGCAGCAGCAGCAACAACAACAGUAGCAGCAGCAGCAGCAACGAGCAUGAAAAGCAAGACAGCAGCAGUAGCAAUACUGAAGUAACUGCAGCGCCCAGCACGCCAGCAAUAGCAGCAGCAGUAGUAGCAGCAACAGCAGCUAGCACAGCUGCAGCAACAACAACAACAGCAGCAGCAGCAAGCACAGCAACAACAACAGCCAACAGCACAGCCAACAUGCCUGCCAGCAAUGGCACUGCAGCAGACACACAGCUAAGCAGCAGCCACAACAACAGCAGCAGCAGCAGCAGACCCGCAGCAGCAGCAACAGAUCACAGCCACAACAUGCGAGCAGAUCAUAGCCACAUCAUGCGACCAGAUCAUAGCCAGCACCAUGGCAGCAGCAGCGGCGUCUUGUAUGUGCCGCUCAAUGGUUUGACGCUGCAUCAUGCUGCUUAUAGCAGCAGCGUUAGCAACGAUAUGCUGCCGGCAGCAACACACAGCAUAGCAGCAACAGCAACACAUAAUAAUAAGUUAGCAGCAGCAGUUAUAAUGCCGCCGCUGCUGCUAAUGCCGAAUGGUUAUGGCAGCAGUCAUGCAGCCAUGUUGUCGCCACCAGCAGCAACAGCACCAGUCGUAACAACAACCGCAGCAGCAGCAGCUACAACGACAACAACAACAAGCGCUGCUGUUGUUAGCAGCAGCAGCACAACAACAACUGUUGCCAGCAGCAGCUCUAGCACUAGCACUAGCUCUACAUAUUUUGCACACAAUGACAUUAAUGAUGCAUCAGAGAUCUCGCGCAUAUUGCAAACCUGUCACAAUGGCAACAGCAGCAACAACAACAACAGCAACAGCAAUGACAGCGACGAUUUGUUAAAUGGCGAUGCCAAUGGCGAUGGCGAGGAGGAGCCAGAGGAGGAAGAUGAUCUUAGUUUUGACUCCUUGAAGCGUGUGGCCAACAGCAGCGGCGCCAACAGCAGCAGCAGCAGCAGCGGCAACGGCAGCAGCAGCAGCACAAACUUGGUCGGCAAUCCACAUUUUUUUUGGGGCAAUGCGCUCAAUCACUACAGCAGCAAUAACAGCAGCAGCAAUGCCAACAGUAACAGCAACAGCAACAGCAAUCAUCACACCAACAACACAAACAACAACAUUAGAAACAGCAGUCCUAAGCUAGAGCUGAAAGCUUCACCUUCACCCACGCAUAGCCCCACACACAAUGGUGAAGUCACGCCCGUUGUCAUCAAAGCCUGCUCACCAGAUCCCUCAUUAUCGGAUGAGCAGCUGGAGUCGGCACGCCUGCAUAACUACGACUUGCGCUCGCAAAUCUUUCGUGAUAUACGACGACCUGGACGUGAUUAUAGCCAGCUGCUGGAUCAUCUGAAUCUGCUUAAAGGCGAUCAGGACAUGAAGGCCGACUUUGUGGACAUGUGCAUUGGUGAAUCGAUGCGUUUUCGUCGCCAUCAAAUGGUUUGCAGCAUCAAAGAUUGGUGGGAUGGCAAGCAGCAGCAGUUCGAGCCAGAGGAGGAGCUGCAGCAGCAGCAGCACGAGCAGCAGCAGCAACCACCACAGCAGAUGCUGCUGCAGCCGCUGACUGCGCCAGCAUUGGAGAUUAGUAAGAGUUAACGUUGGCUGUUGUCCUCCAACUGAUCAGCGACGAUUAUGCGAAUGACGACGACGACGCUGCUGCUGCUGCGCAAGAUUCGUCUGUGAUUGGUAUGAAAUAACAACAACAACACCAGCAGCAGCAGCAACAACAACAAUGGAACAAUGUGUUGCACACAAAAAAGCAAAAGCAACAAGCUAGAAAGCAACAGAGCCAAGCUAGCAGUUAUUA